Anopheles gambiae (African malaria mosquito) is the source of this 7447-nucleotide messenger RNA. RefSeq names its product PX domain-containing protein kinase-like protein. Bases 926 to 2950 code for a protein of 674 amino acids. The transcript has 6 exons. Gene Ontology annotation, biological process: endosome to lysosome transport; early endosome to late endosome transport; protein targeting to lysosome. Gene Ontology annotation, cellular component: early endosome; late endosome; extrinsic component of endosome membrane. The record is from RefSeq and is a predicted model, not a curated record. NCBI's taxonomy places the organism in Eukaryota, Metazoa, Arthropoda, Insecta, Diptera, Culicidae. Gene Ontology annotation, molecular function: phosphatidylinositol binding; actin binding; ATP binding.
ACGACGGAAAAUCAAUCAAAAUUUUGAUAUCCGUAAAAUAGAACCGUGAACAUAGACACGAAAUCUGCGACGGUGCGUUUUCUUCGCAGGCGAAAAACGGAGGCCCAAAAACCCUGGAGGAUAUGCAGUAGAGCCGAGCGGCAAGCAAAAAGGACUGUUUAAUUUUUCGUUUUCUGUUAGUGGUGGUGCUGAAGCUGCUUUGGGUGGUACGGCUUGCUUUCUGGUUGGUGUCUUUCCGUGCGAAAGGUGUCCGCUGCGUAGCCCAGGCGCCGAUUUGUUUUCGUCCUUUCGUUCGCUCAGUGUCGGGGGGAGGUUUUCUUUUUUUGAGUCUUCGAGGUCCUCCGAGUUCGUCCGGAAAGUGGUUCCAAUCGUUGGUGUCCUGUUACAUUGCGUUUGGGGAUUGCUAGAUACGACCCAACAUACAGUGUCAGUGCGUCACGGGAGGAAAACAAACCAAGUGACCAAUCCCCCCCUGCCGAACGGGUGGAAAAUGGUGUAGCAAAGAAGGAAAAGUGUGUGUGCAUGUGCGUGUGUGUGUAGCACAGUAAAUCCAAGGAUGCGCAGGAUAUAUACGAUGGGAGAAAUGUACACGUGUGUAUGCGCGUGUUAACACAACGUUCCAGGCCGUACUGCUGGACUGCUGGCUCCCCCACCCCCAGUUCCCGGUCCAGUGGUGUGAAAACAUGAGCACAGCUCCUCCCGGACGGAAAAACGCAGCGCAUUAACCUUGCCGCGCGAGGAUACGAGAACGGUGAACGGAGGAGGAAAUUGCGGAACAGUACGCGAAUUAGAUUUCGCUAUCCGGUUUAUCCCCUCCAGCUCCCUCAUUUUCUCUCCUUCCACCACCACUACCCCUCACGCUCCGUGUGCUUUCCGUGUUCCGGGGGAAAAUGCCCGAUAGCUGCACCAACGCAACGUCCAACAAAUGGCACUAUUUGAGCAAACCGAAACCACAACGAAGGUUACGCUAGACGACACCGAGGCCUGCUGCUGUACGAUCGAAACAGCACAAACCAUCGACGGGCAUACGGAGUAUGUGGUGCGGGUACAGCGCGGCCCGUAUCCGGAAAACAGCUGGCGCAUACUGCGGCGCUACAAUGACUUUGCCUCGCUCAACAAGUGUUUGCAAAUUUCCGGGAUCGAUUUGUCAUUCCCCGGCAAGAAGCUAAUUGGUAAUAUGCGCCCAGAUUUCAUCGCUGAACGGUUGAACGCAUUACAGGAGUAUAUAAAUCAAGUACUAAUGAAUCCCAUUUUGGCAUCAUCGUUACCAACCAAAAAGUUCAUCGAUCCGGACAGUUACUCGACGCCGUUCCAUGAUUUGGCCCUACAGUAUGCGUCGAUGAGCCUGCGCACCGAUGGCGUGUACACGCUCGGCCAGUCGCUCGGUCCGAUCGGAUGGCGGCUACGCAAGCACUACUUCAAGGUGGUGCACAAACCGCAGGGCAAUAAGCAUUCGCCCGGCCAUUCCACCACCAAGCACCAUCUGAUCAAGUCGAGCUCGCAGUCGCACGGCAAGCAGCACACGACGCAGGUGUGCGUGACUACCUCGACCGAGAAGGACUACAACAGCAGCACGCGGGACCACAGUGGGCGCGACGAUUUGAUCCUCAGCUGGACCGAGUUCGGGCCCGAUCGGUACAUCGACGAGAAGGAGAUCCACACGGUGCUGAAAAACUUUGGCGGCGUGCAGCAUCCGUACAUCGUGCCGAUCGAGCACAUUGCAUCGAACGACAGCGGCGCGCUGGUGAUACGCAAGUUCUACAAGCAGGGCAGCCUGAAGGAUGUGCUGUGCUCGGCCAGCCCGUGCAAUCCGUUCCUAUCGAAGUACGGCAGCCCGAAGGGUCGGACGCCGCUGCCGCUGAAGGAUUUGGCGUUGUACGCGCGGCAGAUACUGGAAGCGAUUCGCUUCCUGCACUCGAAGGGUAUGGCGUGCGGGCACGUGCACUGCGGUAACGUGAUCGUGGUGGACGGUAUCGCGAAGCUGAUGGAUGUGGAGAACUUCAUCUUUGGCGUGCCCUCCUUCUAUCGGCCGUUCUUCGUGCAGCACAGCAAGAUCAACACGUGCGAAGCGAUCGACGUGUACGGCUUUGGCCACCUGCUGUACGAGAUGUGUAUGGGUUACCCGUUGCAGGACUCGUACGCUCGCCAGAUCAGCGAUUGCCCGGAUAGCUUAAAAUCCUUGCUGGAGUCGAUCCUGUCGAAGGACGCCUGCAAAUCGUCGCUGCCGACGCUGGACCAGCUGACAACGCACCCGUUCUUUGGCGAGUAUGCGGGCCACUUUAACGAUUUGUAUGCGACUACCAUUGCUGUUCAGAAGCCACAUCUAAAGUUCUCUACCAGCGCCAAAGAGCAGUUGAAGCUGGCGGUUCAAAAGACUGAGAAUCGUGUCCGGGACGAACAGCGCUCCGUGAAGAACCAGAAGCGGCUGGUGCGGGUGCAAGAGAUGAUGACGUCCGAGGAGGAGAAGAAGAAAAUCAAACAGAAAGCUAAACAUGAGCAGAAGCAGGCCAAGCUGCGCGCACAAAACUCUCUGCAGCUAAACAAUGGGCCACCGACGACGGGUUCGGCUGGCAUUACCGCAACGGUGCAUCUGUCUAGCUCGACCGGCGGUAUCGUCAAAUCGGACAGCGCCAACAGCAUUACCUCACCGCAGGAAGCACUGAUGUCGCCGCCACCGCAUGCGACGGACAGUGGCGGAAGCACAUCGCCCCAGCCGCCCCCAUCGGCGCCGCCGAUACCGGGCCCACUGUCAUCGGUGCCGCUGUUUGCAGCCGAUUCCGACCCCACCCAAGCGCCCGGUUCCAGCGCCCCAGGUAAGCAGCUCGCGAAGUCAAUUUCCGGCGACGAGCCUACUACCGGUAACCGCAGCGCACUGCUCCAAUCGAUUUGUAAUUUUAACAAAAGCGGACUGAAAAAGGUCGUUAGUCCAGCCGAGGCGGGCGGUAAAUAGAAGCAAAACGCUUACACUAACUGGUCCGUCGCAAACGAUCGUCCGUCGUUGUGUCCUGUCCUUACUUAGCCCGGGUGAACAGGCUGUUGUUAGCGAGGGAUGGCGGCAGCGGCGUCCGCGGGUUGAGCGAAACAAAAUGUGAAAUGCAAGGAGAUUAGAACACUAGCACGUUAGGAAUUCUUUAAACAUUGAAUGGUACGUUUUUAUGUUUCGUGUGGCGGAAAGACUUUUAACUACCACUGAGGACUGAGGAGAAGUAUGAAGCGCUAAUCCGCGCACCUGAGAGAAUCGUAUGUGCAAAAAUGAAAGAAUCGUAAACACUGCGACACAUCCAUCGACACAUCAUUCGAUACAUCUCUUAAAAUCAAACCAGUGAAUGGGUUUCGCAACACUCCCACACACACACACACAUAGUCACACAGGAUGAGCACGAUUUUUGGACCAAUUUUUCAUAACAUUAGUAGCAAAAUCAAAUCCAAACGUACAUGAAUGAAUAAACAACACUUGCUUAAGAAACAAACAAACCUGUGGGCCCGAACGCAAACAGAGUUAAAGAACUAAAACAUACUAAAUGAACUAUAAAACUGACCUGAUCGUUGGAAUAAAUCAUGUAGCCAAAGUAGUAGUCGAACGUAACAAGAAAACGAAAGUAGACUAGAAAUGGAACAGCAGGCACUAUGGAAAAAAUAUUGCAAUGGAAGAAGGUUUUUAGCUUUUUUUUUACCUUCGAAACUGUUCUAAAAUAGUUCAAAAUGCAGUUUAGUGCAUUUUGAAGAAAGCUUGAAUUUGUUUAAAUCGCAAAUGAAGUUGGUUUUUAGGUCCCUUGUUACUUUUAUUACUUUUAUUGUUUUUAUUUUUAGUUUUGUUUUUAUUAUUAUUAUUAUUAUUAUCAUUUUAUUAUUUGUUAUCUACUCUUAUCAAGCACAUUGGUUUAUUUUCACCGAAAGUAAAUUAAUUAGCUGUUUGUUGAGAGUUUGUUGUUUAUUUUCUUUUUAAUCUGUGUUACAACAACCACAUCGUUGUUGUUUUCGCAACUCGAGUGUACACCUCAAUGCACUGAGAAUUGGUUAUUGCUUGGUGAUAUGCUUCGUUUUACUGCGUUGCCAAAUAUAUAAAAAAAUGUUGAUAGAAUAAAAAGAUAUAGGUAUGUGAAGUGAAUAAAGAAAAGAACUGGGAAAAUGUAACACGCACUAGAAUGGAACCUCAUUUGAUGUUGAUACGAUGUUUAAAGGAAUUGUUGCAAAGGAAAACCCCUCCAGGCAGUGAAGUUGUAGAGCAUACAGAGCAAAAGUAUUAAAGUAUUAGUCAAAUAUGAGUGUAGAGUUUAUAGGUAUGCAAUUAACGCGUGGGAUUGGUUUGUUUUUGUAUUGUGCGUCCUGUCCAGCGAUAUUUUCUUAAGCUAGUUUUUGCUUCGUUCCUUAUUAGUGCAUACUAUAAGUGGGGUUUGCAUGAGUGUGUAUGACUACUAUAACACAAAUGUAUGUUAUUAGACUUUUAAUGUGUUCUGGUUGUUUUGUUCGCCACAUUAGACGGAAAUCACAAUCGAUAACACAGCAAAGCUUUGUCUAACACUUUCCUGCGUACCAUCACCAUGAAGAUUAUUUUUUGAUAUGCUAUCACCGUGCCACUAAAACCAGUGAUACGUAUUGUGUCCAUGCUAACGCACUUCCAAAUGAAAAACAAAAAUGUGUAAAGUUUGAAACAUACCAGCAAAUCUUCAAAUCAGUAUCAACAAGCGUAUGAAUGAAAUGUGAUAUAAGUUUUACUGAAAUGUUUCUUCAAUUUGAUGACCGUUCCACUACCUUCCAUUUAGCGCAUGAUUUUCAAUGUCAAACAUUUUAUAGGAUAAGCGAAACGACUAUGACUAGCAACAUGAACAAUUGAAAACGGAUUUCGUCUAACAUCUCAUCCGCUGGAAAUAUUUCCCUGAGUUAACGCAAGGUGUGCCAAUUGCGCCGCCAUGGUUUAUGAAUUGUAGAUGUAUAGCUUAAUAGUAACAACAAUAAUAAUAACAAUAUAUUACUAUCGUCCGUUGUACUUGCCGAGAGAGGAAAGCAAAAAAAGAAAACAAUUGUUCGCUGAUGGAAAUGAUCUUAUGAGCAAAACACAUACACGCAAAGACGAAGACACAAAAACACUCAUUCUCACUCACAGCAACACUAAUUGAUGCAACAAACAAGAGGGGACAUCCUAAACCAAAUCCAAAUAAACUAGGCUCUUUUUUAAAAUAUCACGUGCUAACACUGUUGGCGAAGAGGAAGGAAGGAUUCUAUCAAAAUUGUACUGUAGUAGUAGGGUGAUACAAUCGUGACGUGAUGUGUGGUAGAGGCUAAAAUGCAUUCACAAUGAUUAAGAAAAAACCAAAAACUACUAGACUUGCGCAUAGAUAUCGCGUACGAGUAUUAUAUAGAUGUUGCAUACGCAGCGGACUCUUCGCUUGCAUCAUUCGGAUACUGCUAGUUUUAGACAUCUAGCAUCUAGCCACUAUAUCACCUGUGCGACUGCAAUGUGAUCGUGACCAGAGAUCAGACCGCGUCUGAUCUCCCUCACUGCACUGAAUCAAACUUCUUGACCCCGGUGACGCGGUGCGACGGUGGUGCAUCUCAAUCUUUUUCACAUGUUGCUUCAACGUCGUGCAAGUGAAAGAGGAGAGUAUAGCUGCAAAAGCUGCAGCUCAGUGCAGUACCGAAAAGUAUUUGUGUAGUGCCAUAACAUUCUAGGUAAAAAAUGAAUAUGGAAAAACUGUACAAGACAGAUCACACAAUGUACCAAGUCAGUUGAAAGGCGUGUAAAUUCCAACUCAGCACACAGGAGCACAACAACGCUCUUGAACAGCUAUGCCGUUGUGUGGGUUUUACUCGUUCCCGAAUCUGUUUGCGCACUUCAGUACGAAAUAAAACACGAUAAACAGAAAUAUCAUACCCAAGGUGUGCUAGUCCACCGGGAAGCAUUUUACUGUUGCGACAAAUGUUACACUGAGAAUCUUCUACACGUUAUUAUACAUACAUAUACAUGCAUAUAUACAUACCUAUAUUUACUAAAAAGCAAAAAGAAAAACUCAUCUGAUUACGGAUAAAAACAAAAUCAACUAAAGAAAAUGCUGUAUUUCUAAAUAUAAUUGUGAUUUAUGUGGAAAAAGUGUAUCCUGAUAUAUAUCUCCCUUUUAUAACAAUAUUAUACAAUCAUAAACGAAGCGAAAAGGGUAUGAUCGAAUGGGAGUGAUCGUGAUUGUACGCAACCGAACGGAAUGAAUGAAUCAAUGCGGUGGAACGCUGGAGGUACGCUUUAAAGACAUGGAACAAGCAUAAACUGUAAAGGAAAGGAUACUAUUCAUAUUCACAACUGUGUCGUGCGUAAACUGCGCUGAUUUAAAAACCAAACUCUAAAAGAAAGAAACUAAAUGUAUGAACAUUCCGUAAUGAAGGUAAUAAAUCGUAAAUACAUUAGAUCAAAUCUCAUACCACUGCUGUCCUAAAUAAAGGCGUGUGUACUAUGGCAUACCAAAGUGGAUAUACAUUUUAAUAAUAAUUUAAAGGCAUGGCAUGUUGCUAAAACCAAAACCUCUUGCGGUACUGUGGUGAGACUAGCCGAAAACUAAAGUAUAUAACGAUGUGCUAAAAUAGAAUCAUUCACUUUUGGUGGUGCACUAUUAACAUAAUGUUGCAUUGUGUUUACCCUUUUCUUGCUGUUUGUUGGUUAUGUUUAGCGAAUAACGUAUGAUAUGGUUGCAUCCAUUAAUGGGUUAGGCUGUUAUUUGCAUUGUUAUUUUGAGGUAACAUUCCGCUUUUGUUCGCUUGUUAAAAAUGUGACAUUUAUUUUAUUGUAUUUGCGCUGUCAUUAAAAAAAGUCUUGUGAAUUGUUUAGUUAUCUCUGUUUGGUAUUGGAUUUAUUGACUUACCUUUUAGCAAAUUCUGUUUACACAGUACUGUGCAUACAUGUUUCACUGUUCGUAUCCGUACUUUUUGUGCAUUAAUGUAAUAAGUGAAAAGAAGGAACAAAAGUUAAACAAAACUUAAUGUAGCGCAAGUAGCAAGGAAUCAAUCAAACGAACGAACGUAAAUCGUGCAAAGAAGAGAACCAGAUAAACCAAAUAAAAACCUAAACCUACAAAACAAACUAAAUAUAAUAGAACUUUUGAACAAGAGAGUCGGAGAACGGGACAGAGAUGGAAGAUGGACAUUUCUCGUCCUCGUAAUAAUCGUACAUUGUCGUAAUUAAACAUCCAUCUCUCCUAUCAAUUCAACUCGUGUCAUACGAUUAGGAUCUUGUAUGAAGAGAUGCAUACUCCCAUGUCGAAAGGUCCAAUUCUGAGCAAGGGUACAUCAAUGAAGCAAGUAAGCUUCUCCGAACUAUCGCAGAAAAUCCACAAAUAGCAGGAAGGAAACAAAGAAGAAAAACAAAACAAAAAAAACUAUCGUAAAACUGAAUCUCUUAACAAACUUUCUAUUGCAACCAAUCACAACUGAUAAAUAAAGAACCUGUCUUAAUUGGAGUAAA